AUGUCUCAUAAAACACCUACAAGUGCAAGAUCUUGUAAUGCUAAUACUACUAUGAAUUCAACACCUUCGAGAAACUCGUUUAGACCACCUUCAAGAAUAUCAAUGGUUCCUAAAUCUUCGUCUCCGAUUCAACCACCAAGAUCAAGACCUGGAUCGGCAAUGUCAAUUAGUCGACCAUGUACACCUUCUUUUAAACAACAAGAACCUUACACAGGAUCAAUUUCUGUUUCAAUACGACCAAAUCCAAAUACAAUCGAUAAUAGAAAUUGGAUCAUUGAUGAAUUUGAUAAUUCAAUUACUAAUGCAGAAGAUGGAGCAAGAUUUGUAUUUGAUAACGUGUUUCCUAUGGAUUUUCAACUAAGUAAUUUCCAAGUUUACAAUAAAUCUUGUUUAAGUAUAGUGAAUAAGUUCCUUCAAGAAGGUUAUAAUGGAACCAUAUUUGCAUAUGGUAUGACAGGUUCAGGUAAAACAUUUUCUAUGAAAGGUAGUGAUGCCGAUCCAGGUUUUGUUGAAUUGGCCAUUAAUGAUAUUUUCAAUAAAAUUAAUGAUAGUACGACAGCAAAAAAAUAUUCCAUUGAAGUUUCAUAUCUUGAAAUUUAUAAUGAAAAAAUCAUUGAUCUAUUAUCUACAACUAAUAGUAAUCAAGAUUUAAAGAUUAGAGAUGAUUCCGAUUAUGGAACUAAAGUUAUUGGAUUGACUAGUGCAUCAAUAACAUCAAAGCAACAAUUAUUACAAUUGAUUAAACGUGGUGAUACUAAUCGUAAAACAAGUGCAACAGAUUUCAAUGCUAGAUCUUCCAGAUCUCAUUCCAUCUUACAAAUCAAAUUAAAAGUUAUUGAUAUAUUGACAGAAACUGAAUUAAAAUCAACUUUAUCAUUGUGUGAUUUGGCUGGUCUGGAAAGAGCAGCUACAAGUUUGGAAAGAAGAAAAGAAGGUUCUUAUAUUAAUAAAUCUUUGUUGGCCUUAUCAAAUGUUAUUAAUAAGUUAUCUAGCUCCACAUUGGAACAUAUUCCAUACAGAGAUUCUAAAUUAACAAGAUUAUUACAACCCGCAUUAAGUGGGUCUUCUUUGGUCCUGAUUCUUUGUACUAUUCACAUGGGUGGUAAUCAACAAAGUGUACAACAAUGUGUGGCUGAAACGUAUAAAACUUUAAGAUUUGCAGCUCGAGCUAAAGAUAUUGUCAUCAAUGUUGAACGUAAUACAGGACGACGUAUGGAUGGAGAUUCGGCAAAAAUGAUUCAAGAGUUGAAUAGUAUAAUUGAACAACAAAAACAAGAAAUUAUGAAACUACAAAGAAACAACAGUCCAAAUUCCAUGUUUGCUCCAUCUGCGGGUAUUGAAGGCACCAGGGUUGUUGAAUUAGAAGCAGAAAACAGAGUAUUGCGUGAAAAAUUGGAUCAUUUUUCCCGAUUGACUGAUUUGCAGAAAACAGAAACUGUUAUUGUUAAAAAUGAUAUACUUAAUGAUAUUAUAACUUCUGGGACAGAUAAUCUGCAAAUGUUGAUGACUAACAUUGAAGAUUUCUACAAGAGAAUGACAUUUGAGACCAAUGAAUAUAAAGCCUAUAUUGCACAUUUAGAAAACCAAUUGAAAUUGGAGAGUAUGAACAGUGCCACCACUGCAACUACAGCAACUAUUCCAACUAAUGAUUCAUCUGAAUUGUAUGAUGUGUUGAAAGAUCAAGAGGAAGAAAUAGUAAUGUUGAAAGAACAACUCAAGGAUAAAGACCAAAUAAUUAAAAGUUUGUCGAAAACAACCAGAUUACGCCGUUUGGUGGAUAAUAAUGCGAGCCUUGCUGGUAAUGCCAGUAAUACCAGUGCAUCAGACAAUGAUUUCAAGAGAUCCAAUACCAUUACAUCAAGUUUACUUCAUUUAGAUAAAGAGAAUUAUGCACCUGAUUUGAAAGAAUUCAAAUUAAGUUCCAGAACAACACAAUCAGAUUAUGAUUUGUUACUGGGGUUAUAA
Candida tropicalis MYA-3404 is the source of this 1965-nucleotide messenger RNA. RefSeq names its product Kip2p (gene KIP2). The record is from RefSeq and is a predicted model, not a curated record. Gene Ontology annotation, molecular function: ATP binding; microtubule motor activity; microtubule binding. Gene Ontology annotation, biological process: microtubule-based movement. Lineage: Eukaryota; Fungi; Ascomycota; Pichiomycetes; Serinales; Debaryomycetaceae. The coding region runs from base 1 to 1965 and encodes 654 amino acids. The transcript has a single exon.